Exophiala aquamarina CBS 119918 is the source of this 936-nucleotide messenger RNA. RefSeq lists its product as uncharacterized. Gene Ontology annotation, molecular function: oxidoreductase activity. The transcript has a single exon. The record is from RefSeq and is a predicted model, not a curated record. The coding region runs from base 1 to 936 and encodes 311 amino acids. NCBI's taxonomy places the organism in Eukaryota, Fungi, Ascomycota, Eurotiomycetes, Chaetothyriales, Herpotrichiellaceae.
AUGGGGCCUUACAAGUAUACGGGACCACUCGACUGCAACGUUGAUAUCGACGUUAGCACACUCAAAGGCAAGACGGCAAUCGUGACGGGCGGAGCGAAAGGACUUGGCCAAGCUUACGCGCUUGCUCUUCUCGACGCCGGCUCCACGGUCAUCAUCGCCGACCUGGACGAGUCGGCUGGUGAGGCUUUUGCGGCACAAUACCCCAAUCGCCUUUACUUUGUUUCAUGCAAUGUAAGCAUCUGGGAGGACCAGGUUCGCCUCUUUGCGAAGGCUGCAGAGGUUUCGCCGACGGGCAAGAUCCAUCAUGUUGUCGCGAACGCCGGCAUAUUUCGAGCCGACGAGGUCUACUCGUACUCAUCACAACCAUUGGAGCCCAACCUCAGCACGAUCGACGUCAACGUCAAAGGUUCCCUGUACACAACUAAACUUGCAAUGCACUACUUUAUCAAACAAAACGGGACGGCCCCGUCGCCAUCCCAAGAAGACACCAGUCUAGUUGUCAUCAGUUCUGGGGCCGGAAUCUACGAUUGCAUACGGAUGCCGGAAUACUGUGCGUCGAAAUGGGCUGUGCGUGGCAUCAUGCACGGCUUGCGUCGAACAGCCCAUUUUUAUGGCAGCCGAGUCAACAUGAUUAGUCCCUACUAUGUUGAGACGACCGUGCUUCCGAAAAAGGUCUAUGAGUUCAUUAGGGGAAAAGGAAUCGACUUUGCUACCUUGGAAGACGCGGGGCAGUGUUUGCUGCGAUUACUAGCUGACCCAACUGUUAAUGGUCAUUCUCUGUUCAUUGCGCCAAGGAAGUGGGCACCCCGGGGCUAUAUUGAUUUGGACUUGGAGGAUACAGAAGGCACGCCCCUGCGCAAGGAGAUCCAGAUUGAACAAAUGCACUGUGAGCCGGUCGAUGCGGGCCUAUUCCCGGAGAUGCGAUUAUAUAUGUAA